Molecule: messenger RNA, 7299 nt
Organism: Pocillopora meandrina
Lineage: Eukaryota; Metazoa; Cnidaria; Anthozoa; Scleractinia; Pocilloporidae
Source: the annotation of a GenBank genome assembly
AUCAAAAUGGCGGAUGAGGAUGACAGAAGAGUACACAUUUGUGUCUUGGAAACCUGAAAUAUUCAUACAAGAAUGUCUUUAUAUCGGCUUUUUAUAGGUUUCAGUAACAAAAUACAUCAGCUUGAUUUCUCACUCAGGACAGUCAAAGUGAAAAAUCUGGUACGAUGCGGCUAAGAAGUAUUAUCAUCGAUCACUUGGCGGUGUUUGGGAUAUUACUCCUUGCAGUCAGAGGUACCGGUGACGCAGCGAGAAGCACCUUUGCAGCUAUCUCCAAAGAUGACCUCACUCGCUGGAAUCCUUCAACUUGCCAGUAUGUAAGCCAUCUAUUCAAGGCGAAGAAAAGGGUGGUAAACAAGUUAGGUAAUAUACUGGGGAGUAAAAUUCCGAAAGGACGCCAAGAACUCACGAACGCUCAAGUAAAAGCGAUAACAAUCUUUAAGAACGAGCUGAACGUUACAGAAAGAGCAGUUUUUGAUGCAAUUAAUGGCUUGAGAAAACUACUACUGGAGGAUUAUAAGUCUGUAGUCCACAUGAAAGAAGCUAUAAAACAACGACUGGAAGCACUCAAACUUUUGGCUUUACAACAAGAAGAUCAAUUUAAUGCAAUCAGCGAAGCAGAAAAAGAAUUUUUUUCUGCUAGUAAACAUGCAGAUUUGCAGACCAAUGGCACACGUAUGGAGAAAAUUAUUGAGGGUAUUUUAGAUGAUGUUUCAUUUGCAGCUGAUAAACUUGAAAAUGAACUUGACGAGAAAACGUUUGAAAAAACAAGAAAUGCUAAAGGGGCAUCAAUUGAAGCCGUUGUGAGACUGAAUGCGGAUGAAGAAAGGCAAGACAGUGAUAAUGAGACAUUGGAGUCUGAGCCUGGUAAUGAAAAUGAAAUGAGUAUUCUUGUUGAUUCUCAAAGCAAUCAGUUUGUUUUAGCCAAAGCUAAAGAUGCAACUGUUCCACAUGAAGAUGUCCACUUCAUCAAAGAUAUUAUCUAUAUACUGGUUUUGUCAUUCUCUGGAUCCUGUAUUUGUACACUGGUUCAGCUGCCAACAAUGUUUGCAUUUGUAAUUAGUGGUAUGCUUCUAGGACCAUCUGGAUUAAAUAUGAUCAAGGUUUGAUUAGUAAUUAUUAAUAUAAUAUUACUAUAACAAAAACAUAACAAAGAGGAUAAAAACAAAAUACUUGAAUUUUAUAAACCAAAAGUUAAUUUUUGAGCUCAUAAAUGGACUGAAGAAGAACUGAGAGAAAAUGUUUUUCAUCUUGUUGCGGUUGUGGGACAAAGAGAAAAUUCUGAGUCCUCGUGAGGAAGCAAAUCUCAGACCUUUGGAUUCUGUACUCUGACACUCUACCUCUGAGCCACAGAGACUCUAUGGUGAGCAAGCCCCUUUGCGAAGUUCAUAUAGGACUCAUGUCCUGCAUGCUGCUAUGAUCAGUGAUUUUGAUAGCAUCAUGUUUGUAAAUAGAAUAAGAGAGAUCUCACUUAUUCUAUUUACAAAGAACUUUUUUCUUUUGUUUUAGGCUUGGGAUUAUUCACCAUGAGACAUCAGGAUCUUAAGGUCUAAGGUUUAACCCCUUAAUGUCCCAUUCAAGUCACAAGACAAAAGCAUCUUUCUUUAACCCUUUCACUCCAAAGAAUUAAAUUUGUUUUUCUAUGUUAGUUCAAAAAACAGACAAUAUUUCUAACUGAUAUUGUUCUUUAUUCUCAUUGCUUGUCUGCUUGAUGUUAUAUUGAUAUUGUAAGGAAAAAUUCUGUCUUGGUCACUCAUAGGAGUUAAAGGGUUAAGAACUAAAUUUGUUUUUCUAAAUCAAAACAGACAAUAUGUCUGUGGAGUUGUGAGCCCCCAAGUAGGGGCACAUAUGCUCCAGCUAAUGAUAUACAGAAACUGCUGGCCAGAAAACUUGUCUAUGUAAAGAGCUAUCUGCUUUUACGAAAGGUUGAAAAUUGAGGGAUUAUAUUUAUGAACUCUACCUGGGUUGACAGAAUGUAAAAUGUUCAGUUUUGAUUUUAAUGAAAAAUGGGUUAUUCUACAUUAUGAUGGGAGACUUUCAAGAAAAUAAUGAAAGAGUAAGUUAAUUUUUCAUAACUAGAUUUGUUGAUGCAAAGCUUGUUGAAACUUUUCAGCAAAAUGAGAUAUACCUAAAGGUAUGCAAAUGAAGUGAAACUUGAUAAGUAGCCAGGGAGGAUUAUUUAUUAAAUACUGUUUAAUUUUUUAAGUAUGAUUUUCAAUAUGGGGUCUGAUAUGAAAUAUUUUCUUUUAAACAGACAGUUGUGCAGGUGGAGACACUCGGUGAAUUUGGGGUCUUUUUCAUUCUGUUUGCAGUUGGCAUGGAAUUUUCUCCAGACAGAAUAAAACGGGUAAAGUAAUUUUUAUUUUUUGUCUUGUUUUUUUUCAGUGCAUUUGAUAGAAUAAGAGUUAUUAUAAGUUGCUAAAGUGUUGUUUGUUGUGAAGGAAGUAAAACAUUGAAAAACUUUUUAAUCCCUAUAACUCCCAGAAGUGAUUAACAUGUUAGUUCUCCCCACAAUAUGCACACAUUAUCCAGCAAACAGGUAAUAAGAAUACUCAAACUUAUCAGGUAGAACUUGUUACCUCUAUCUGAGACCAAAUUCUUGGUACUUAUUUACUAGUAAACUGAAGUAGUGAGAGGAGAGAGGUAACAAUCUGAUCACAUUCAGAUAACUUCACAGCUGAAUGCUAAAGGGGGAUUAGUGCAUUUUAUUUCCCUUCUUGAACAAAGUGACACUUUUCAAUUAAAUAUGGUAAACAAUCUGGCCUAUGUCAAAUACCAGAUAGGUGUUAGUUUAGGGACUCCUUAAAUUAUGAACUUGUUGACUGUUUUUCAAUACUUGUUCAUUUAUAUUUCAUUUUUUUAGGUAUGGAAAGUGGCAGUUGGUGGAAGUUCUUUAAUCAUGGCACUGAUGAUUGUCUUUGGUAUUUUUUGGGGAAUUUGUUUUGGAAUUCUCCCCAGGCAGAGCGCAUUUGUAGCAGCAUGUCUCUCUCUUUCCAGUACACCACUUGUGGCAAAAUUUGUGGAGAGCAAGAAUAGAGAUACGUCUUCAAAAGGUAGUGUAUUUGGUAACAAUUUUAUGGUGAGGCUACUGCCAUUCAUCUUGUCACUUGUGUGUGCAAGUCAGAAGUCAGAUGUCAGACUCUGUAUAGCCAACCACUUGGGAAUUCUGUUUCACUGCCUUCAUGGCAAGCCUCAUGGCAAGCCUCAUGGCAAGCCUCAUGGCAAGCCUCAUGGCAAGCCUCAUGGCAAGCCUCAUGGCAAGCCUCAUGGCAAGCCUCAUGGCAAGCCUCAAGGCAUCCUAAACAUGUGACAUCUUAUGGUGUCCUGAUUUUUUAAUCCAAGGGGGGUAAAAAUUUAUGUUCACCAAUGUGGCUAUGUUUUGAAAAAGGAAAAAAUUAAACCUAAAACACACUAAAGCAAACUUUUAAAAUUUCUUCAACAAAUUUUAAAAUUAUUAAUGAUAUUAUUUUAAUAUGCAGAACACACUAAUGGAGAUGGUGACUACACCAGUUCUCUGUUAGGAAUUCUUGUCAUGCAAGAUGUGCACUUGGGGUUGUUAGUUGCACUACUUCCUGCACUUGCGGGCCAUGGGAAAUCAGCAAAUACCAAAGCUAGCACUAGUGCUGUGCACAACAUCAUCAGUGGGCAUGACAGUGGAAAUUCAGGUAAAAAUAUCAGACCUGUGUUACUCUUGGAGGAUUCCUGUGGUGUUUAAAUAAAACAUGAUGAGCUUGUUUUUGGAGUUUCCAGAUUGUUAGCAAUGGAAAUGUAUCAAUUAAAACUUUUUUUUUUUUUUGUUAUUUUUUAGAUGACUUUACAAACACCAUAGUGAUGUUGUUUGAGGUGUUGCUUUCCUUUGUCAUCCUCAUGUUUGUGUGUUUCGUGAUUUCUAAAGUUAUUGGACCAAUAUUAAGGUAAGUAUUUGUGUAGUUUCUGUAACAUGAAGCCACAAGGAGUGUUCUUAUUAUCCUUUGGGUUAAGUAAUUUGCAGCCUGUUAUCUGCCUGUCAUGUUACUCACUCUGACCAAAUGUUUGGCAUUAACCCUUUAACUCUCUGGAUAUGAUUGCUAAUUCUCCCUUUAGCUGUUACACAUUUCCUUGUAAAUUAGUUGCAAGAAUUUGGUGUUAGAUCAAGAUAAAAACUUCUACCUGAUACAUUUGAGUACUCUCAUUACCUGUUUGCUGGAGAGUGGAUGGAUAUUGUAGGGAGACGUUACGUGAGAAUCACUUCUGGGAGUUAAAGAGUUAAGUGAACAAAAAGCCAGCAGAUUGCCUGCACUAGUAAGUAACCUGCAUCUUGUAAACAAAAGAUAAUGGUGUAAAGAACUGUCAAAUGACUUACUAGUUGGGGUAGAUUCAAACAUUUUCACAUAACCCAUACCUCUAUAUUAGCUGAAGCAACAUUUAUUUACUAAUGAUUUUAAACAUUACUUCCAGGUAUUUGAUGGAAGUUAAGUUAAAUGGGAUGCGAGUCCAUUUUAUCAGGUUUUCCUUACACUUUACUGAUGCCAAUUUAUAUUCCUGGGUUGGGCGGGUGGAAAAUAAAGUGUCCAAGAACACCACUGAUUUGAACUAGCCAGGGCUUACACCCAAACAUCUCAAUUUGGAUUCCAUCAGUGAAUUUAUUAAGGCACUAUUUUGUCCAUGAACCACAAGGAAACCUUUCUCAAUAAUUCUUUUUCUUCUUCUUCUUCUUCUUCCAUCAGACUUAUCAAAGACAGCGGAAGUAAAGAACUGCUGCUUUUAGCAACUGUUUCAACAGCCUUUUCUUUGUUGAUGGUAAGUGUCAACUUAAUCAGGGGUUAAUGGACAAUAUAGUAACAGUCUCUCAAUCAAAUUUAUUUCCUCAUUUAGUUUUUGUCUGAUGAGUUGUUUAUCAUGUGUUGUUUCACUGCAGCUGUCAGAACAUUUAGGAAUCUCCAUGGAGCUGGGCUGUUUUGUGGCUGGUGUUGUGUUGAGCUCAAACGGAGAACAUCUUGUUCAUCAGGUCAGCAUCAAUAUUCUCCUUACUGAUCGUAACACAUUUCUUGUAGUUAAUCUGAGAAUUUGCUUUAAAUCCAAUUAAUGACCCCAUGUAGCUUAAAACUCGUCAAAACUUGAUAACAGUGGUGUUCAAUAUUCAAUAUCAUUGUCAAUAAAGUCAGACGUGUAAAUCAAGUGAGGCCAGGUGUGCUACGAUAAUUUAGUUUUCCGAGCUUUCGUUGAUCUACGGCAUCAUCAUUAUUGUCAAUGAAUUAUUAUUUUCAGGUGAACGAACUUGUGGAGCCUCUGCGUGAUUUCUUCUCGUGUCUCUUCUUCGCAUCAAUAGGUAAGAACAGAACUUUUUCGGUACAUCAAGGAGACGUCAUAAUUUUUGAGUCCUUUUAUUCCGAUGUAGAAAACCUCCGUUUAAACAAAAGAAAAGCGCAAAAUGAUAGUUUACCUGGGUAAAUGAGUAUCAAAUAGAAAAGAUUUAACCAAAAAUUGACGAGGAUGGCAAAAGAUGGGAAGGAUCGACAUGGAUUGAAAAUGACGAUGUUAAAAAUUAUAUGCAAGCCUUGGCGUCAACUCAGGGAGGUUUUAAGAGAGUCCCUUAAUAGGUGGGAAGGACCCUCAGAAUGUUUGAUACAUUUUACCUGAGAAUGAUCAUCGUUAAAUGCAAAAGCUUCUCAAGAUAUAGUUUGGAAAUUGGGAAUUAGUAAUUAUUUCUGAUCGCUGCUUUUAUUCCACCUGCAGGUCUACACGUUUUUCCUACGUUUGUGCUGAAUGAAUUUCCUCUCGUGUUGACGCUUACCCUCGGGGUUGUAUCAGUAAAGGUGGGUACCCUCCCCUCCCCUCCCCCCAGCCCUCCCACGUAAUGCCGUACCCGACGGCAUUACCGGCAGCCACAUGCACUACGUGCAAUGCAAUUGGAGUUCCAGAACUGAAGAAUUAGAAUUUGAAACACAACGGUUCCAUGCGAUUCUGCUCGGAAAACAAUGCUAAUUCGUUUUUCCAGACAGGUGAGUCUGCCAUCUGAACAGUCUUCGAGUGACAGAUAGCUUGAUUGAUGGCCCGGAAAUAUUAUAUUAUAGUAUAUUUUAUAUUCUUUUCCUUUGAGUUCUCAAUGGUUUCUUGCCAUGUCGACCUUUAUUUUGAUUGGCGGUGGUUAUUGGUGUGAUGGUGGCAUUACGACACUCACUAGGAAAGCUCUCUAAUUUGACUCUUGUUUUUAUUGCAGUUCGUUGUUUCUGUAUUUGUUCUUCGGAUGUUUUUAUGUGAGUCACGAAGCACAAAAUACAUCGUUGCUGCGGGACUCGCUCAAGUCAGUGAAUUCUCGUUCGUUUUGGGAAGCCGAGCAAGGAGGUUUCAUCUCAUUUCUAGAGAGGUUAGUUUAUUUUCCUCUUUGGAUAAUUUCUGAGGAGAUGUAAUUCUUUCCGUGCGAUAUUGCGACUGAGAUAACAAGUUUUAUGAACCCUCAUCCCUUUUUUUUCAGGUUUAUCUGAUCAUCCUCAGUGUCACAACAAUUAGCCUCCUUCUCGCUCCUUUGCUGUGGAGAAUUUCCUUGUGGAAAUUUGGAAGCAGAAAACUGUGGAUGAGUUCCGGCUCAGAGCGGACAAGUAAACGAGCUGCCAGAACAGUCUAACGUCAUGGUAGUGUUUAUACGAAACUUCUUAAGCUUGAGCCCGACAGGAAGGGAAGAGAGAAAACUCGUUCAAAGUGCGUUUGUAAUGCGACUUGCCCGCGUUUGCAAGCUAGGCUACAGCUUCCAUAUUUUCGAAGAUUCCAAUAAGUAUUUAUAAAAUCAAAACUAACAGAUCCUAUAUAGAUAUAAACGUUGAAAAAUAUACUGAAAUUUAUUAUUUUUGAUUAUCGAAAUAGCUGAUGUAUGAAUAUAUGACCAGCCUAUAAAAUUGAUCGAUAGUCCAGAAGAUGAGAAAAAUUAAAUUCUGCUCCGAUUGUUAGUUUUAUUUGCAUAAUCCCAUUAUAUCUUCAGCGUAAUUUAUUUGAAAAAAAGUUUUAAAAAGGGCAUUAUUUGGAAUCAGUUUUUCGAUACAGUCAGAUUGAAAAUGUCUCUAAUUGUUUACAAGAAUGGUUUUACCGGAUUUCCUAGACUUUCAAAUUUUCAAACAUGGGAGAAUGGGGAUAGUCAUUACCCCGGGGAAUUUUUUUGGUUGAUUUUUCGUAGAGCCAUGGAAACGACUCAUGUCUAACUUAACGAAGGCAGCACACUUUGAACUCAAUGAUUCUGUAAACCUUCGGGGGAAAAAAACAUGUGUAGAAACUAUUUAUGAAAAUACUAAAUAAAUGGUGUUGACUGAUGGUAAACGAGUUCAGUCAAGG